This is a messenger RNA of Chaetura pelagica (chimney swift), 1148 nucleotides long. RefSeq names its product tetratricopeptide repeat protein 27-like. The annotation marks the transcript as partial. The record is from RefSeq and is a predicted model, not a curated record. Lineage: Eukaryota; Metazoa; Chordata; Aves; Apodiformes; Apodidae. The transcript is spliced from 9 exons.
AAUGUGGAUCAUUAUUGCAGCUGAUUUUUGAUGGGAAAUAUGAGGCAAUAUUUUCAAACUCAGCCAUCCAGAAUGUUUUCAGUGCAUCUUCUGUGGUGGAGGAAGACAUUGACAGUUACUUGGAGAGACAGAUUCUAGCAUACCUGGACUGUUCGGCAGACACCGAUAAUGUGGAAAGGCAGAGGCUGAUGUUUCUACUUGGCAUGGGCAGUUUGCAGCUCUUUGUUCAAAGCAAUUGGACUGGGCCUCCCAUUCAGUUAAAGCUUCAGGACUUUUUGCCACCUGCACUGUUAGAGAAAUUCUGUGAGCCAAAAAUGCUACAUGCAGCUAUUCUGAAGAUGCUGGUACUAGAUGGUGAAUCAGUCUAUACCUUGACUUCUAAUCCUGUUUUGCUGCUUAUAGCCAGGAUAAUCCUUGUGAAUUCAAGAAACAAACUUGCAUCUCUUCAGACAUUGUCUUGGUGGACUCUAAGAUGUUUGAAUAUUCACCAGCAGUUGUUGGAAGAGAGAUCACCUGAGCUAUUUACUCUUGCCCAGACCUGUAUAAAACAAGUGACAGAAGCAGAAGCUUUGUUUACAGGUGGUGAAAGCUGGCACUUAGCAGUUCAGUUUCAUCUUGAAUGUGCCUAUACAUUUUUGUAUUACUACGACUAUAAAAAAGCUAAACAAUGUUUCAAUACAGCUAAAGACAUAACGAAACUGCAGAUUAAUCUUACAGGUGCUUUGGGGAAGAGAACACGAUUUCAGGAAAAAUAUGUUGCACAGCUUAUUUUGGAUGUCCAAAGAACAGAUGAAUUUCUCCUUCCUCACAGUGAACUAAGUCCAGCUCCAACACCUCUAGAAAACCUCACAAUGAAUUAUGACUUAAAUGAUGACACAGUGCUUAAUGAGAUAAAAUUAGCAGAUGCUGAUCAGUACCAGGUGCCUGAUUUGUGUGCAGAAGAGCUUGCUGUGAUCCUUGGACUGUGUAUAGACUUCCAAAAGAACAAUCCAAUACACAAAUUAACUGAAGAGGAACUUCUGGCUUUUACAUCAUGCUUGCUCUCUCAGCCAAAGUUCUGGGCCAUUCAGACAUCAGCCUUACUCCUGCGGACCAAGCUUGAGAAAGGAAGUACUCGCAGAAUGGAAAGGGCAAUGAAGCAGACUCAG